Molecule: messenger RNA, 843 nt
Organism: Camponotus floridanus (Florida carpenter ant)
Lineage: Eukaryota; Metazoa; Arthropoda; Insecta; Hymenoptera; Formicidae
Product: transmembrane protein 234 homolog
Exons: 5
Coding region: 235-645 (136 amino acids)
Source: RefSeq, a predicted model, not a curated record
AAAUUACAGUGCUUCGCCGGUUGUUGGUCGUAUUUUUAUCGUUCCGUAUUUACGUGACAUUUAUCGCGAUUGUUAUGGUGGAAAGGACUCUACGUGUGAUAAAUUCUUUCGUAAAAUAUCGAGGUUUUUCGUGAUGUAUUAAAUAUAAUUCGUGCCGCGUGAAUUAAAUAAAUUCUUAUGAUAAUAUUUUCAUUACGCCUGUGAUAUUUUCAACGUUAUAUAAACGACGAAAGAAUGGCAGUUACUAUAGAUUCUGUUUUAUAUUUAUGUGUUGUCGCAGUUCUUUGGGGAGUCACUAAUCCAUUUAUGAAAAAAGGUGCGCAAGGUCUGGAGACUGUCAAAGCCACCUCUGUUUAUAAGCAAUUUAUCAAAGAGAUUGCAUUUCUCGUUACCAAUUUAAAAUAUCUCCUGCCAUUUUUGCUCAACCAGUGCGGCUCGGUGUUGUACUUUCUUACUCUGCAAAGCACCGACAUAUCUCUGGCUGUGCCAGUUUCAAAUUCCCUUACCUUUGUAUUCACUGCAAUGACAGGCUCAUUCCUUGGUGAAGAAAAAGUGCAUAAAAAUACUUAUUUGGGAAUGAUACUUAUCCUGUCUGGAACAACAUUGUGCUGCUGGGAUAAAUUGAAUAAAACUGUGGAAUCAUGACUUGUACAUUUAAGACAACAAUUAUGCAUCAUUAUCCUUCCUGUUCCAAUCCAUUCAUAAGCUCUGUCAAUUAAUUUACACCCAUCUUGUAUAAUGUGAGUACUACAAUGAUUAACACAUAUAUUAUUAUAUAUUUCAACAAACAAGAUAAAGCGAUAUCAUGCUUGAUUUCACAAAUAUCAUGGAAUAUAUAUUUAA